AUGGGGCUGCUCUAUCGCCUCGGACUUGCGACGGCGGUAGUUGCUCUGCUUUCUAGACCCACAACUGCCUCCGAGCCGCGCUGCUUUCCAACUGAUUUCCUCUUUGGGUCGGCUACGGCAUCCUAUCAGGUGGAAGGUGCCUGGAGUGAGGAUGGCCGCACGCCGAGUAUAUGGGACGAUUUCUGCCGCCAGCAGCCUGGAUUCCAGUGUGCCAAUGUCGCCAACGACUUCUACCAUCGCUACGCAGACGACAUCAAGCUCAUGGUGGAGACAGGGCUGCAGUCCUUCCGCUUCUCCGUGUCGUGGUCGCGCGUGAUGAAUUGGGACCCGGAAACUCGCCGCAUGCAGCGGAACGCCCCCGGUCUGGUCUUCUACCACGCGCUGCUGGAUAAACUGAUCGAAAACGGCAUCUCCCCGAUUCUCACGAUCUACCAUUGGGACCUGCCCACGGAGCUGCACAACGAGCUGGCUCCGCAAGGCUGGGAGAAUCCUGACAUCAUCGACCACUUCGUGCAGUAUUCGACACUGCUCUACCAUGAGUUUGGCGACAAAGUGGACUUCUGGACGACAUUCAACGAGCCUCUGUCGUUCGUUGUGUACGGCUACAACACGGGCCUGCAUCCGCCAGGCUUCCACGACUCCGCCACACUAGUCUACAAGGUGGCGCACAACGUCUUGCUGUCGCACGGAUACGCAGUGCAGAAGUUCCGCGAGCUCAAGUCCGGCGGCGUCAUCCAGUCCAAGGCUCGCAUUGGCAUCGUUCUCAACGCUAACCAGUUCUAUCCGGUCGAUGCCAACAAUCCGAGCGACGUGGAGGCAACGGAGCGCGCGAUGAAUUUUGAGUUCGGUUGGUGGCUCCUACCGAUCACCACAGGCGACUACCCUGCUGUGAUGCGCGAGCGCGUUGGUGACCGUCUCCCCCGCUUCACAGCGGACGAGGCUGCUAUUCUCAAGGGCUCUUACGACGUGUUCAUGCUCAACCACUACUUCUCACGGGCCGUCACGGAUUGCGACUCAGAGGCAUCCAGCACUCCAUGUUUUUCGCUCCACGUAGGCUUCGGCCAGGACAAGGGUGUCGACGACUCUCAACUCGUGCCAGGCUCACGCCCGGGACUACAGGACAGCAAGGGCAACAAUUACUGCAAGUCGUACACGGCCUACCCACCCGGAUACUUGGACACGAUCAAGUGGAUGCACGCCAAGGACCCGUCGGCAAAGAUCCUGCUAACUGAGAAUGGCUGGUGUGGAGAUGAUGAAGUGGACAAUUGGACGCAGCUCUGGUUUUUCCAAUCGUACACUGAGCAGGUCUACAAAGCUGUCGUCGAGGAGAAGAUCCCAGUGAUCGGCUAUACGGCGUGGAGUUUUCUGGACAACUACGAGUGGGGCUCGUAUGGCCCCCGAUUCGGCUUGUACUAUGUGAAUUUCACGGAGGAGACGGGAUCACCGGACUUUGAGAAACCCAAGCCGACGGACUUGCAGCGCAUCGCACGUCCGUCCGCCAAGUGGCUCAGUAAGGUGGCGUCCACGGGAUGUCUGGACGAGUUGCCACAUAAACAGGAGACCGCUGCCGUUAUCAUGCGUGCUGCAGCGAGAGAGGAGCCCUCGGUGAUCACUGGGGCGGCAUUUUCUAUCGAGCUGUUCGUUGGCGCAGUGGCCGCAGCCGUCGGUACUGUCGUGCUCGCAGCCGCAACGUGGCGACGUCGUCAGGGAUACUCGGUCAUCCCACGCCUCUCCACCAUCUGA
Phytophthora nicotianae INRA-310 is the source of this 1743-nucleotide messenger RNA. RefSeq lists its product as hypothetical. The transcript has a single exon. The record is from RefSeq and is a predicted model, not a curated record. Bases 1 to 1743 code for a protein of 580 amino acids. Gene Ontology annotation, molecular function: beta-glucosidase activity. Gene Ontology annotation, biological process: carbohydrate metabolic process. Lineage: Eukaryota; Oomycota; Peronosporomycetes; Peronosporales; Peronosporaceae.